This is a messenger RNA of Cryptococcus deneoformans JEC21, 2115 nucleotides long. Its product is annotated as nucleus protein, putative. Bases 62 to 1999 code for a protein of 645 amino acids. Gene Ontology annotation, molecular function: nucleic acid binding; RNA lariat debranching enzyme activator activity; zinc ion binding. The record is from RefSeq and is a predicted model, not a curated record. NCBI's taxonomy places the organism in Eukaryota, Fungi, Basidiomycota, Tremellomycetes, Tremellales, Cryptococcaceae. The transcript is spliced from 13 exons. Gene Ontology annotation, biological process: mRNA splicing, via spliceosome. Gene Ontology annotation, cellular component: post-mRNA release spliceosomal complex.
UUCCCAUCCUCCAUAUAUUCCCACUUUUCAAGUAAACUUGAGGAUAUAGUCUACAUUCACUAUGGCGCAACAGACCCAGCCGCUCAAAAUCCUUGCCAUAGGAUCACCUCUAUCGGAGCUCUCCACCUUGGUAUCUAAGAUCACGGCCAUCAACGGGAAGCAUGGUCCGUUCGACGCAUGUGUUGUCGUGGGGGAUUUGUUUGCUGAGGGAACCGAUGGGAGUGAAGUUGCAGGGCUGAAAUUUCCUGUGCCGACUUAUUUUACAUUGGGCAAAAAUAUCUUGCCCCAAUCGAUCCAAGAGAAGAUCUCAGAAACGGGCGGAGAAGUGGUAGACAACCUCGUUUUUCUUGGUAAAUCAAAGGUGCUCACCACUGCUCAAGGUCUUAAGAUUGCUUGCAUUGGAGGCGGUUACAGCCCUGAGACCUACAAUGUCCUCGACGAUCCAUAUUCUCCUGUCAUAACUCGUGAAAGCGUUGAUGCCGUCUUGAAACAUUCCCUUCUCUCUGAACCUUCCACCAAAACAGCCGAAUCUUUGGCUUCUGCCAAGCAAUCAGCGGCGGUUCUUCCUGCAGCAUUUCAAGGUAUAGAUCUCUUGUUAUUUUCUUCACCAGCUCCUCCUAUAUCCUCCCUUUCCCCUUCUUUCACAACCUCCGGGGUCUCGCUCAUCAAUCCUGCACCUCCUCUGGAAGAGGUUGUCAAAAAGGCAAAACCAAGAUACCUCCUUUGGGGGAAUGGUGAAGGUUUCUGGGAAAGAGAACCAUGGGGUUGGGCUAGCCCGUCAGGGAAGGAGGAGAGGUGGACUAGGGCGGUCAAGUUGGGAGCGUUAGGAGGAGAGGUGCCUGCUGGAGGUAAAAAGGCUAGGUGGUUCUACGCUUUCACUCUCCCUCCUCAAAGCUCCUCUACUCCAGUGCCCGCCCGGCCCGCCAACGCGACACCUAACCCUUUCCUGCCCGUGCCCAUUGUGAAAAAGCGAGGUCUUGAUGAAGACGAUGUUAACGGACAGUCACAAAAGAAGGGCCGGCUGGACGGUGCACCUCCUCCAGCUGACUAUAUGUGCAAGAUUUGUUCUCAAGCUGGUCAUUGGAUUCAAGAUUGUCCCAUGAAAGGCGACAAAUCCAAGCCGCCUCCAGGAUACAAGUGCAAAAUCUGCCAAUCCCCGGACCACUUCGUCCGAGAAUGUCCUAACAAGGAAGAUAAACCAAGGGGACCUAAGCCGCCUCCUCAAGGUUAUGUAUGUCGUGCAUGUGGAGCCGACGGGCAACAUUACAUCCGGGAUUGUCCUUUGGUUUUGGAAAGGGAAGAAGCCAAAGCCAAGAAGAAGGAGCUUGGUCCUGCUGAAUGUUGGUUCUGUCUGAGUAACCCUAAAGUCACCAAGCAUCUCAUCGUUGCAAUCGGAGCAGAAACUUACGUGACACUUCCCAAAGGACAACUUAUACCUACUGACGAGGGCAAAUCACUUGUCCCUGGUGGAGGACAUGUUCUGAUCAUUCCCAUCGCUCAUCAUCCUACUCUCCUCUCCAUUCCCGCCGAUGACGCCAUGUCAAUCAUCUCUGAAUUAGAGGGCUUCAAAUCUUCUCUCCGAGAAUGUUAUGCCUCUUAUGGUGCUGUCCCCGUCUCAUUUGAGGUCGGCCGUCUCAGUGGCAGGGGGGGGCACGCGCACGUGCAGAUCGUACCUAUCCCCAAAGAGUUGGCGAAUAAAGUCGAGGAAUCAUUCAGGAUUGCAGGAGAAAGACAGGGUAUCGAUUGGGAAAAGGAGCCGGAGAGGGCGUUGGCGAGAGCUGGAUCUGGUGGAAACUAUUUCAAAGUGGAAUGCCCAGAUGGGACCAAGAUGGUGCACAUGUUGAAGGGGAACUUUGACCUUCAGUUUGGCAGAAUCGUACUUGGCAGUCUUUUGGGUCUACAGCAUCGUAUUGAUUGGAAAGCGUGUGCUAAGAGUGAUGCGGAGGAGAAAGAGGAUGCUGUCAAGUUCAAAAAAGCGUUUGCUCCAUUCCAUUCAUAGGUUACAAUCAAUGCCAAGGGGGAAGCAUCAUGUUCGGUGCAACGCACGAUAGUGUAAUCGAGAUCCAGCAUGGUCGUCAUCGGAAUCUGACGGAAAUUCGAGAGCCUGGCAAGGCA